GCUACCAAAUUCUUGCUAAAUUUCUACGGUUUCGUGCGGUUAACCUCUGCGCUUCGUUUGGGACUUCAACACCAGUUUCACAAGACCAAAAUCAGAAAUUGAGGAGAUGUCUUCGGAAGGAACAGUGAGUGUGGUAGGAAGUGAGGUGAUGCCUCUAGAGUAUGGUGGUAUGGACUCAGAGAGUAGUCCGUCUCCAUCUAGUUCGGAAAGGACAGUGGAGGAGAGAAAGGAGCGAGAGAUAGUGGAAAAGGUAGAAGAGGAAAUUCCCUCGAACAUUAUGGAGGUUAAGGGUGAUGUAGAUAGGUGUUAUGACCCAGACUUAGGUAUAGUAUCCGAGGUGAGGGAGUAUGAGAGUGAAUUGGGUAGCAGCGAUAGCCUUAAGGGCCUUGUAGGUAACUGCAAACUUCUUCACCACGUGUUAAUUAGGCCUGCCAGGGUGAAUGAGAGCGUGCUCAGCACCCCGAGAUCACUGGAUGCCCAUUUCGGGGGUAAGAGUGAAAAGGGGUGGUAUUACUUCGGACCUCGGACGUCCAGCAAAGAGAAUAUGAGUUUAUUCACUGCUGGACCGUCAUCCAUUAAAGGAUGGAAAGAAAAGUUUUUCUUUGUGGAUGACACCGAGUGGAGUAGGAGGGAGGCCGAAGUAGAAUACUUGUCUGCUUGGAAAGCUAAGAAAGUCAAGCAGAACGAGUACAAGUUAAAUGAGGAUGAGGUGGAAGAGGUAAGGAAGCUGGUGAGGGAGGAAGGUGACUUAGUGGAUAUUUUGUACCUCACCAGCUCGAAAGCGAUAGAGGCUGCUGAGCUCUAUGGGCCAAACUCAUUGAGUGAAUCUGAGAUGGAGGGUUUUUUGAACGCUGCUAGGGGGCUGGCUAUCCCGAAGAAGCCAAGGAAGAAGUCAAAGACUUCAAAGCCUAUAAGGAGAAGCAACGAAGAGGUAAGUGAGGAGGUGGAGCCACUUCGGAGGAAGAAAAAGAAGGUGAUAGAGUCGGAAGUUAGGGGGGAUGAGGUGGUUGAAUUCAUACCUUGGCCUUCUCCUACUGAGGUUGAACCUGAAGUCAGGGAGAGGGAGGAGGCCGAAGUGCAAGGCCCUGGCAAAGGCAAGGAACUCAUCCCUCCUCCUUUGUUCCAGAAGAGUUUGUUCGAGGCAAAGAACAUCACUUGGGUGAAGUGGUUUCUCACCGCAACUCUUCCGGAGGUGGAUAGAAGGCAGGCACGGGACGAGGCGGUGAGCCAAGUGGGGGCUCUCGUUGUGAGGCACACCCUGGAGAGUGCAAGCUGGGUAAACGCUCUGGCGCAAAAGUAUGCGGAGAGCGUGAAAGACCGCGCCAGCUUAGAUGCCUUGAGCACAAAACUUAUCUUCAAAGAGCGUAAGAGGAAGAUCUGCGAAGACAAGCUUGAGGCUCAAGACAAAUAUAUUGAAAACAUGAACAAAGGAGUGGCGGAGCUGAAAAAGAACGUGAAUCUGCUGGUUCACAACGGGAUGGAGGAACAUAUUGGCAACUUCCUCAACUCCAGCACUUUUGGGAGCAUUGUCAACCUCUACCGACUGCCGACUACAAUCUUGGUGUUCAUCGACUAUAGAAAGAAGGUGAAAGCUCAGUAUCCCGAGGUGGACGUAACGACGGUUACCUUUGGCGAUCAAGAAGAAGGGGUGAAGGAGGACGGUGAGAGUCUUUCUACUGACUUCCGACCUCAGAUUAAGCUGAGGUGGGAGCGUGAUGCAGAGGGAUGCACUAUCUUUCCUCCAGCCUUUGACGCUGAGCUCGUGGCGGUAGAGGAAGAGGAAGAAGUGCGAGAUGCUGAAGUUGAGAACCAGGCAGACCCGACCGAAGUCCAGCUUCCUGAAGUUCAUCCAGUUUCCUCAGAUGAAGUGCAGCUGGCUCCUCAUGAAGCAGAAGUGCCACCUCUACCAACUGGAGAUGAGCCACCUCAACCACCUCCUCCUGUUGAGGAGCAGCCUCCUUUCUUAGUAGAAUAGCUUAGGAUUUUUUAUUUUUUAGUUGUGUUUGUAAUGAAAAAUUUUGUAAUUAAUUUUUUAUUGAUUUAUAAAAUUUUUGAAGUUAUUUUUGGUGUGUAUAUUUUGAUGUUUGAUUGCUGUUUUGUUUCAAGUAAAUCACUUCGGAUAAAAUAAAGUGACCUUAAUUGA
This is a messenger RNA of Rubroshorea leprosula, 2143 nucleotides long. The record is from the annotation of a GenBank genome assembly. NCBI's taxonomy places the organism in Eukaryota, Viridiplantae, Streptophyta, Magnoliopsida, Malvales, Dipterocarpaceae.